GGUAUUUGAAGUUUUUCUUAUGAAAAGUGGAAUAAAUGUAACCUGCUGUGUAAUCCUUUUUGUCCCUUUAGAUCUCUCAUGGAUAAACUGUAAAAGAGAUAACCAUGGAGGAGGGAUUUACAAAGUAUCUUGUCUCUACUUCUGAAAAUCUGCUGCUUGAAUAUGGACAAACUGCUGAUCCAAAUGAUUCAAAGAAGCUGGAAAAUCUUGUUGUGGUUAGGCAACAUGCUCAGUAUUUAAGUGUUCUGUGUAAUAUGAAGUAUUGUGUUUCACUUAAAAUAUGUGAUUUUUCUGGUAAUUUCCUUACGAACAUUGAUGCACUUGAAUGUUGUACUUAUUUAAUUAAACUGGAUCUCCAUAGCAAUCAGCUAGAGAAGCUUCCAGGUCCAAUGUUUUGGAGAAAUAUGGCAGACCUAAGACUACUUUAUCUUCAUGAUAAUGGAAUUUCAAAACUGGAGAACGUACACUCAUUAUCUUUCUGCCCUAAUCUGACUGCACUCACCUUGUUCAAUACUCCACUGUGUCUGAAAAUUGCCUAUAGGCAUAUUGUUGUUAACAGCAUUUUUUCGCUUAAGGCACUGGACUAUUAUGUCAUUUCUGAUGAGGAAAUAAUAGAGGAUUGGAGGCUUCCUGAAAAAUAUAAGCCAUUUUAUCCUAGCUUUUUUGUUGAUUUUUCCCCUCGUUCUGGAAAGGAAAUUGCAUUUCAGGAAGAAAUGAAAAUGAUAAGAGAGAUAAUUUCCAAGAUCAAUUUUGUUCUCUCUCAUCAUUCACCAGUCCUGAUUAUUCAGAAAUGGAUAAGAGGAUAUUUAAUUAGAAAAAGAUUGUGCUUGAUGCCUUUAAAGGAAGUUCUGAAAUAUAAACGUUACAUCAGAGAUGGAACAAAGGGAAUGCAUAUUCGACAAACACCUGCAGUACAUAGCAGUAAAAGCACUCUGUUUCACACCAUUGAGCUACAACGGCUUGCUGCAAUUAAAAAACCUACAUCUGAGAUCCAAAAUGUAGAUCUGAAAAAUCGUAAGGAGCUCCAUUUAUAUUUGAAGAGUUUGAAAUAUCCAGUUCUCUCAACCAUACUCAGAUUGGAAGAAAAGGAAAAGAUCAAACAGAAAAAAUCAAGAUCACCACCUAGAAAGGGACUCUUGGAUGGGAGACAAACUGACAUGAAAGAUGAGAUGGCAACCGAAUUUAGGCUUUCAGUGUGUAGAAUGCCUUUUUAUUCACUGGGUAAGGAGAUGCAACAUUAUCAAGACAAAGAGAAAGAAUUUUUCGAUGCUGUUCAUGAUAUGAGAUACUUCACACAUCCUGUUCCAGAAACUAUGCCCUUUCAUGAGGCAGGAAGCAUUGAAAAGAGGAUUUUUGCCAGAGCAUUUGGAACAAUAAGACUCUACCCUUUGUGUGCCAUUGACAAAGCUUACUGGCAGAGUCAUAACUUGGACAUCCAGGUUGAAAAGGAGCGCAAAGUGUUGCAGAUGCUAAUUGCCAAAAAUGAUGGCGUAGAGUAUGUUAGUCGUUUACAGCAAGAAAAGAACGAGAAAGCUCUGAAGAAAUAUGAAGAGGACAAAAUGAUGACUGAUAAUAUUUUGAAAGAGCAGAAGCAGGAACAGGAAAUGAUAAUGGAUAAAAUGAAAAAAAAGUAUAUUAGGUUUUUGGAGAACAAGGACGGUAAGUCCUUAGAGAACGCAUUUGUUCAACGCUUCAGCAAUCAACAUACAGCUUUGACAAAAGGUUUAAUAAGACUUGAUGGUUGGAGAAAACGUCAAGAAAUAGUGCACGAAAGGAAACAUAUAGUUAAAGGAAUUGCAGAAGAAGAAAGGCAGCGGAAAGAGAUGUUGAAACAUUUUAAUGUGGAGAGGAAACAGAUGUUACAAAGACUAAACACAGAUGAAAAGUGUUUUAGGAAAUGUCUAGCUCAUGCAAUGACUAGUGAGAGAUUUAAGCGAUCGAAAGGAAAAGUUGAAGCUAUGAAGAAAUCCAGAAUGAAAAUACCAUACUCACUGCCAGUGAUUGGCAGUUCUGGCUCAGCAGUGCCUAUACUACAAUAUGAAGGUUUAGAUGGUGAUGUAUAAUAUGGAAAGCAAAUGUAAACCCAGAUGUGACUUGCUACUUAAAUGGUGCAGAUAAUAUCUCUAUUGUGUUAUAAAUAUAUAACCGGA
Molecule: messenger RNA, 2150 nt
Organism: Sceloporus undulatus (fence lizard)
Lineage: Eukaryota; Metazoa; Chordata; Lepidosauria; Squamata; Phrynosomatidae
Gene: LRRIQ3
Product: leucine rich repeats and IQ motif containing 3
Exons: 7
Coding region: 105-2063 (652 amino acids)
Molecular function (GO): protein binding
Source: RefSeq, a predicted model, not a curated record